Molecule: messenger RNA, 8652 nt
Organism: Columba livia (rock pigeon)
Lineage: Eukaryota; Metazoa; Chordata; Aves; Columbiformes; Columbidae
Gene: PALS2
Product: protein associated with LIN7 2, MAGUK p55 family member
Exons: 13
Coding region: 323-1945 (540 amino acids)
Cellular component (GO): cell-cell junction; plasma membrane
Molecular function (GO): protein binding
Source: RefSeq, a predicted model, not a curated record
GCGCGCGCGCGCCGGGGAGGCGAGGGGGCGGGGGAGGAGGAGCGCGAGCACCGUGCCACGGCCACGCCGGCGGCGCGCGCAGAGCGGCGGUGGCUGCGGAGCCGGCGGGGAAAGCGGCGGCACCUCCGGCUCGUGCUCUCCCUCUGCCAACCGGCAGCUCGCGCGCUCGAGUUCGUAGAUGGGGCUCAGCGGCGCCCGCUGAGGAGGGAACGGAGAGCGGGAGCCGGUGCCAGCCGAAGGAUCUUCCACUUAAGAUGGGGAACUAGCUACAUGGAGGCAAUAUAGAGACCCAUGUUGUGUUGAAAUGUAAACAAUUCAGGCCAUGCAGCAGGUCCUGGAUAACCUUACUGAUCUGCCGACAUCGACAGGAGCUGAAGAAAUAGACCUGAUUUUUCUUAAAGGAAUUAUGGAAAAUCCUAUUGUAAGAUCACUUGCUAAGGCUCAUGAGCGACUAGAAGAUUCUAAACUUGAGGCUGUCAGUGACAACAACCUGGAGUUGGUGAAUGAAAUUCUUGAAGACAUCAGUCCCUUAGUAAAUAAAGAUGAAAAUAUUGCAGAAUUGGUUGGAAUACUGAAGGAGCCUCAUUUUCAGUCUCUCUUAGAAGCACAUGAUAUUGUGGCUUCAAAAUGUUACGAUUCCCCUCCUUCUAGUCCAGAAGUCAAUAAUUCUACAGUGAACAACCAGAUUGUUCCAGUAGACGCUAUUCGUAUACUUGGAAUUCACAAAAGAGCAGGAGAACCACUGGGUGUUACGUUUAGAGUUGAGAACAAUGAUCUGGUAAUAGCACGAAUUCUUCAUGGCGGAAUGAUAGAUCGACAAGGUCUUCUGCACGUAGGUGACAUUAUUAAAGAGGUGAAUGGCCAUGAGGUUGGAAACAAUCCAAAAGAACUGCAGGAACUGCUGAAAAAUAUUAGUGGCAGUGUCACUCUGAAGAUUCUCCCCAGCUACAGAGACACUGUUAUUCCGCAGCAGGUUUUUGUGAAGUGUCAUUUUGAUUAUAAUCCAUAUAAUGACAACCUCAUCCCAUGCAAAGAAGCAGGUUUGAAAUUUUCUAAAGGAGAAAUUCUUCAGAUUGUAAACCGGGAAGAUCCAAAUUGGUGGCAGGCGAGUCAUGUCAAAGAAGGGGGAAGUGCAGGGCUUAUUCCAAGCCAGUUCCUGGAAGAGAAGAGAAAGGCCUUUGUUAGGAGGGACUGGGACAACUCAGGUCCUUUCUGUGGAACAAUAAGCAGCAAAAAAAAGAAAAAGAUGAUGUAUCUCACUACAAGAAAUGCAGAAUUUGAUCGUCAUGAAAUCCAGAUCUAUGAGGAAGUAGCCAAAAUGCCUCCUUUUCAGAGGAAAACACUGGUCUUAAUUGGGGCCCAAGGAGUGGGGCGAAGAAGUUUGAAAAACAGGUUUAUAGUACUGAAUCCUACUAGAUUUGGAACUACAGUGCCAUUUACUUCACGAAAACCAAGGGAUGAUGAAAAGGAUGGGCAAGCAUACAGAUUUGUGUCACGAGCUGAAAUGGAGAUGGAUAUUAAAGCCGGCAGAUACUUAGAACAUGGAGAAUAUGAAGGAAAUCUUUAUGGCACCAAAAUUGAUUCCAUCCUAGAAGUUGUUCAGACAGGAAGGACCUGCAUCUUGGACGUGAAUCCACAGGCCCUGAAAAUAUUGAGGACUUCAGAAUUCAUGCCCUAUGUAGUGUUUAUUGCUGCUCCAGAGUUGGAGACUUUGCGUGCCAUGCACAAGGCUGUGGUAGAUGCUGGAAUUACAACCAAACUUCUCACUGAUACUGAUUUGAAAAAAACAGUGGAUGAAAGUGCUCGGAUCCAGAGAGCGUACAACCACUAUUUUGAUCUGACCAUUGUAAACGACAACCUAGACAAGGCCUUCGAGAAGCUACAGACUGCGAUCGAGAGGCUGAGGCUGGAGCCACAGUGGGUCCCAAUUAGCUGGGUGUACUGAGAGUCCACAAGAGGAGCUGAAGUAACAAAUAAAAUCAACAGCAGCAAAUACACUAAUGUGACGUUAUGUAGAUACUGACGAUAACCUACGGCACCUGUGCAUUUUUACUCUGUAUAUUCAAAAGUACACUAUUCUGAAUUUUUAUAAAAAUGUUGAAGGGAAAGUGUACUUAAAUAUGUAAUUUAUUUUAAUUUUUCUAACUUUUUACAGAUAACCUUUCUAUUCAUAUCACACGAAGGAAAUGCGUUUAAGCAUUUUUAUAUGUUUUGAUUUAGUACCUUUGCCUUUUUCAUCUAAGAAACUUGCAGUCAUUCACUUCAGCAUUUACAUCUUAGUCUUACAUUUUCACUGUGAUUAAAAAAAGGAUACUUGAAACAAUUUUGUAAAACUUGUUAAUGUCAGUGUUUGACUGGUAAAAAGUCUAUAGCUCUUAUUAGGAAAGAACACUAAUUUUUUUUUUAUUUUUUUUUUCUUCCUUAACAAAAGAAUAAUUUCAUGGGAGCAGAAUUUUAAGUAUUAAAAGCAGCAGCCAAACACACAGCUCUAUUGCUUUAGCUUCUUUCGGCUUAAUGUUGGUGCAUUCUCCAUGUUUCACAAAUUCUUGAUGUCUCUUUGAUUUAGACAACUGUUGUGUAGGUUCCCUUAGAAGUGUCUCUUAAAAUAACAUAAAGCAAUACCUUGCAAGCUGCUUAUUAGGCUGUUCUUGGAGCCAACCUGUUAGCUCCUUAUGGUUGAAGUACUGAUGUUAGAAAGCUUGUACCAACGUAAUUCAGUGCAAUUUGAAGAACGGUGAAGUAGCCUGAGAGAGAACCUGAUAAUGUGGAGCCUUGUUGAGUGACGCUUAAUGUUUAGGAGUAUUUAUUCACACUUGUGAAAACACAUUGCUUAUAAAAAAAAAAGAGAAAGGGCAUUUUCUUUUCUUAGGUUCUUAGGUCAUUGUUUGAUAUUUGUGUAGUGAUCUGUGGCUUGAUUUCCUGUGAGAUCUAGCUGGGUUCUAUAUUCUUGAAUAUUUGUGUGUGAUUAACUGCUGUAUUUCUGUAUUUUUCUCAGUGUGAUGUAAUGGAAUUUCUGUGCUUUUGUUACAUUGUUUUUAAUUGUGCUUUCCAUUACAUAGCAGUGAAUUGGAAGCUUACUGCUAAAAAGCAAUAUUAUUUAUACCCUUUUGUUUUACAAUGUAUUUCCUUUUGUUCAGUAACAGUUUUCCCCUCAGUAGGCUCAUUGAUAUAAUUCCUAUUAGCUUCAAAUUCAUUAAUCAAAACUUACACUGAUGUAAAUGUGUGCUUAAGGAGAACAAAAUGAAAAUACAGCUUGUCACUAAGACAAGCUCUUGUGACCAUAUUUUACAUUGCAAUGUCAAGCUGUUGUAUAUAGUAACGUUCGCCAUCACUGACCAGGUUAGGUGUCUAAACUGAAGUCAUCUAUUUGUUUAAAUUCUUCCAUCUGGUGACAGGCACCUGGCUUCUGCAUUCUUUUUCAACAUGAAAGUGCGGCACGGGAUGCUGUCGAAAGGCAACUUCCCCAGAACUAUGUCUGAAGGAGAAGAGGCUUAGACACUGUAAAACAGUAUCGCUUCCUGAGGCUCUUAAAGACUUUUAUGUGCACAAGGAAAAGAAAAAUGGAGCUGAUGCAGUAUAGGAAAAGUGUAAGUCACAAAAAACCCUAAAAACGUCAGUGUACUACAGAUCAUUUUUACAAAGCCUGUGAAGCUGGUUGUUGUGUGGGAAAAGGGGUGGGGGGGCUUGAGAUUGCAGUGUAUGUGGAAAAUGUCAGAACUGUGUACAGCACAGCUAGCCCUUGUGGCUCUUAAUACUGAGACUUCAGUCUUUUAGAGGGAACAUGAACUUCUUUAAGGGAAAUUUGUACCACUACUUUGUUUAAUUGUUAUACUUUUCAGGAUGUAUUUAUUUUCUCUGCUUUUGUUUGAAGUUUGGCAGAGCUUUUAAGUGUGGCACCAGCAUGAGGCUUCUCUUUUCCUUUCCCAGGAGACAUGUUCUGUGAUCCUGUUGCUCAGAGGCUGCUUUAAGAAAUGGAUGGAGGGUUGUAUUUAGCAGCAGUGAUAGCAGAGCCACUGCUUGGCUGUUUAUUGGUUUGCUAUUGGCACUGUAUGCUGAACGUGACUAAACUGUGUUUGUGUACUGUGUAACAGGACACCUACAUAUGCUGUAAAUAAGAUGUGCUAUCUAGACAGAUGCAAUGCCUUUUCAUUAUGAGUUAGAAAAUACUCUAUUUGUGAUGCCAAAAGUGGGCUGAGCUCACUCUUCCCUAGUGAAUGGAAUGAGAAGAUCCUUCAGUUUCCACACCGUAGUACUUUAUAUUGCAAAUAUCACUUUCAUCUUUUUUUUUCCCAUAAAUUUAUUUAACCAAGUGAAACACAGAACAUGGGCACCAAGGUUUAGUGGGGAAAACCUCUCUGCUCCUUCUGUUUCCAUCCCAGAGAGAAUACUAAUCCUGUCAAAAGAGCCUCCCUAGUCAGCAAUCUCUGAAUAGCCAUGUACUUGCUAAAGCCUAAAGCUAAAGUGUUCACUACAGGUUUAUGUAGUGGUUUUAAAUCAAGCAGUGAGCACGGUGGAGCCUCACGGCUGAUUGGUGGUGGUGGUGGUAAUGUAGAUGCCAGUGAGAAGUACAAUUCUGAAGCAAUAAGAGAAGAUGGCUUGCUUAGGUUGCAUGCAAAGAUCGUAUCCAAGUGUCUGCAGGUUUUAAUUGCAUGUCCAUAUGCAGGUUGCAAGGAAAAAAAAACACAAAAUCAAACCAAACCAACCACCACACUCCUUGCAUUUAUUCAUUAAAUCUUGAAAAUUGAGAGUUGAGAUUGGGAGUUGAGAUUGUAAUGUUGAAGUGGGGAGAGGGAGUGGUUUGGUUUUGGGGUGGAGGGUUUGGUUUUGUUUUGGUUUUUAGCAAAAGCUGAUUUUCAUUCUUUGUCACUCCCUGGUAGGAUGACUGGAAUGGGAAUGAGUUACUUUUUUCAAAAAAGAACAUUCUUGGAGGUUCUUAGAGUGCUGGUGCCACUUCAGUCAUGUACACAGUGGUGAUAGUCUCUACCUGCCAAGGUAGGGUAGAUCAGAUGUUAGAGAGACACCUGUAUAUCAUGCAGUUAGGGGACAAAGUCACGAUGGAAGACAAUUAUUUUUAAGCAAGUGAGAAUAUUUCAUAUAACUGCUGUUUGAAGUAUUAUGGGGGGGUUAAAAUAACUAGGAUUUCAUGUAUUUCAUUCUGUACUAAACAUUCAUUUUGCAGAUACUAACAGGAAAACUUAUUACGUUGACUGUUAAUGAUAACAAUAGGUGUGUCUGAGCGAGGUAAGAUGCUGCUAAAUGUUUAAGAUAUGUGGUAUGUAUCACAAGAUAAAUAUUUAAGUAGUUUAGAAAAGUAAAUUAUCAAAUAGUUGUCUGUGUAUAUGUAUGUAUGUGGAUGGUAAAACAAAAAAAUGCUCACGUCUGCUAUCACAUUACUAAGCUACCAUGACUUAAUCCCGAAAUGUACCUGCAUGUGAGACUUUAGAACUGGUACACUUCUCUACCUGGUUUAUUGUGUUUACUAAUGUAUAUUUUUCUAAAUAUACAGAUAUUUCAAUCUAAAAAUUCUAUAUUUAUCUGUAAUUUCUAGCUGUUUUGGACAGUGCAUGAGGUGCUGUAAAAUUCUGUACAUAUAGAGACUCACAGAAGAAACUGUAGUUGCUGUGUGAAUGAAAAGUUAUACAUAAAAGUAUGGUCAGUAUUCCAAGACCCAUAAAGUAUUUCCUCAAAUGCACCAAAAAUUCCCUUAAGUGUACACCAUUCUCAACUUUAAUGUAAAUACUUUGGUGCGUAUGUACCCAAUGAUUACUUUGCUGUUUCUAAAUGUUACGCUAGCAGGUCUGCUUUAGGUCCCACAUCAUGUGGCAAGAUGCACUCAAAGUUUAGUGGGAUAGUUACAAUGGGAGGUGUUAUCCCGCGUACAUUGAUAAAGGUCUUUCAAAAUAUUCUGGAAAUGUAACAUUGGAACAGAGAAACCAAUGUAGGCAAGGGAAAUUGAAUUUCUGACCAGUGCAGUACCCUGAACUUGUGCUGCAUUCUCAGAUGAGUGCAGCUCUGCGUAUUUAGCUGCACAAAGCUCUGUGGAGCAGGAUGGCAGGUCAGCUCAUCACUUUUGAAUUUGUGUUUAUAGCUGCCACAUCUUGGAUAGGCUCAGAACAUGGCACUUUCUUCCCCAGUCUUCUCUACAAUUCUAACUCACUGCAUCUUCUAAAAUCAUACCUGGAUGACUUGCUGUACAAAGUGCCUGCAGCUCAGUGUUCAGGCACUCAUCUGGUUUUUGUUUGUUUUGAAGAGGGUGAUUCAGGUAAGGAAUAGGAAAUUUUUAUUUUUGAAACACACAAAAUUCCUGGCUACAGGCACCCUUUGGAGCCAAGCUUUUCCUAAGUAAGGACCAGUGGAGAACAACCAAGCAGAAAGCAGGAGAUGUGGGUUAUUACCUCUCGUUACACAAACUAUUAUUGUGAACACAAAUUCAGACUUUCUUCACCCAUUCCUUCGUUUCCCAUCCGGGCUUCAUUGAUCCUGCUUCUUCGUUCUGCUGGAACGCUGAGGCAGAUGCUGUUUCUCACCACAUCUGCAGUGUCUGCUGCAGUAGAUCCCCGUCACUCACUGUGCCUGUAGGUACAGCUUUAAAACCAACCACAGGUGGAGGCUGUGGCAUCUGUCACGCAGCUGGGUAUGGACUGCUUGCUUAUCUAGGGUUUCCUGCCUCACCCCAGUUCUGAAGAGUUGAAGCACCAAAUUGUUUUUGCCAAACUUCAUGAUACUUUUGCAAAUGUGUUGAGAUCGAUUUAUUGAUGUCUAGGUAGUUCUUAUUGGAUACAAAUGUGUAGUUUGCUACACCUCUUGCCUUAAAUACCCCUCCAGCUGUCCCUCCCCACACCAAACCCCGCCAGGGCCAUUGAGGGGGUUGCUGUGGGUGAAGGUACUUUCAUUGGCUUGUGAUGGGAACUUGGGAACUGCCAAUACUAAAGGUGGUGAAGUCCUGGCCCAGUUGUUGGUUUGGUUUUUGGGUUUUUUUUUUUCUGGGUUUCUUUUUUUGUCUUACCCUUCUUUGUUUUCAUGUGUUUUUAAAUCUCCACUUAUGUCUUGUAGAGGAAAUAGUGGUCAAUAUAAACAUCACUAUUUAAGAAUGGUAUAACUUAUUGUUUUCAGACCCAAGGAAAUAAGGAAAACAUAUGUAAAAUAACCAAGUUUUGAGAGGCAGCUUUGGAUUACAAACAGAUUAAAAGUGUGCUCAUGUGCUUGCACACACACACAUCUAUAAAAAAUAAAACUUGGGGGUAAGUACCAACAGGGGGAUUGGACUAGAAUAUCUUUCAAGGUCCCUUCCAGUCUCUAACAUUCUGUGAUUCUGUGAAGUAAUUCAGACUCUAUCCGCUAAUUUACCUGAAUUCUUCCUAGUGGGAGACUGGUACACGAACUGUCACAUUAAACUGUGGAAUUCCCAGUUCCUUUGCUGGUACUGCAGCUGGAAUUUACCUGUACAGGCUUAAAACAAACUCUAGUUUGGUGAAGGCUGUUAAGCAGCUUCCAGACAGGAUUUUGUUUUCAGCAGGUUCUCAGUGAUAUUUAUAUCUUAUAGAAUAAGUUAAACUUGGAGUAAAUGUGAAUUUUGUUCUGUGUUUUGAGCCCUUUCUCAUGCUAGUUGGGAAUGGAGUUCCCAUUGCUGCCAAGGCACUGGUUGGAGGUGGAACUUACUGACCAGCCUGCAGGGCUGACACAGUUACAGUGGUCCUGGAAACACUUUCUCCCAUUUAUCCUUUUCAUUCUCCUGUAUUGGACCUCUUAUAUGAUCCACACCAUAGAGCAAUACGAGUGACACUGUUUUGUAUGGUUCUGGAGGUGGCAGCAGAAUCAUUGGCUGCCAGGAAAAUAUUUUUUGACUGAUUUUUUUGUUGGUUUAGAUCUUGUACACAAUUAUAGAUGGAAAUAACUGAAAUGUAUUCUAUUUUUCCCCCUUUGAAAUGCAUGUUGAGCAUUCCUUCCUGCAGUCCCCCACCAUACACUGCUGGUGUGUAGGAGCUGUGUCCCGUGCUGUAACAAGGGUGGCUGCUUCCUUAGCUUUUAAAGUAAAAUCAAGUUUGCCGCUCUCCCACCCCACACCGGGCCAAGAACUGUAACAUCUUGGUUAAGUGUUUGGAUUUAAAUGUGCAUUAAAAGUCUGUCACCAUGUAUUUCCUUACCUUGCUUGUUCUCACAACUGGUUUUGCCUAUUGGAAUCUCUCAUGGGUUUUUUGGUUUUGUUUUUGUUUUUUCUUCCACAGCAUAGUAAAUUAAACUGGAUUUGCCAUUUGUAAAACUUUUAAAACUGCUCUCCUGUAAAGAAAAUACUGUUUCUUUAGCUGAAAACAUCCUAUAAAAAAAAAAAAUCUUAACUAUUAGCUAAACUUUCUAAUGUAAACCUCAAGAUGAUUUAGUACCUAACUAUUGUUUGAAUACAACACUGUAGCGCAGGCCUAGGCCUCUGGACUUGUUAGCAUUAUGACUUCACACUGAUAAGGUCAGCUAAUACGUAGGACAUUUUUAAAUGGUGACUUGUUUUCUAAAACUCCCAUUGUCUUUUUCACAGCUAAUAUUUUCACAAUAAACACAGCCAAACAUAAACAUGUUAAUGUACAAAUUGUGAAAUCCUGUUAAUUCCCAACAAAAUAUUUUUGUAUAUAAUAAAGAUUUAAUAUUGAAAAAAUAUAA